AUGAAAUUUAUUUAUUGUUUUUACAAAAGUCAUGGAAUUAACGAAGAAUUUCACGGUGAAACUAAAACGGAAGCUUCUUUAACUAGAAUUGUCACGGAUGUGAUGAGAUCAUUUUGCAUAACGAAAAAUAAAAAUGUCGUCGAUUCUGUCAUGCUACUACAAAAUAUAUAA
Messenger RNA from Pediculus humanus corporis (human body louse), 171 nucleotides. RefSeq lists its product as uncharacterized. The transcript is spliced from 4 exons. Bases 1 to 171 code for a protein of 56 amino acids. NCBI's taxonomy places the organism in Eukaryota, Metazoa, Arthropoda, Insecta, Psocodea, Pediculidae. The record is from RefSeq and is a predicted model, not a curated record.